Molecule: messenger RNA, 828 nt
Organism: Camellia sinensis
Lineage: Eukaryota; Viridiplantae; Streptophyta; Magnoliopsida; Ericales; Theaceae
Source: RefSeq, a predicted model, not a curated record
AACCUCUCAUCCUCCACAAUUCCCUCCGUCUUCUUUGAUUUCGCAGUGUUUCUCUAAGCACAUUUAGAGAAUUACUACUGCCUUUUCAAAACCUCCCUCAUUCUCAUUCUCAUUCUCAUUCUCAUUCUCAUUCUCAUUUCCUUUCCAUUUCUUUUUAUCAAUCACAUUCCUCUAACUCAUAACUAAUAUCACUAUCACAAAAAUGGCUCGCCAAUUGGUUGUCCUCGCACUCGUCUUCGUCGCCAUUGUCAGCACUGCCUCGGCCGAGGCACCUAAAACCUCCCCAUCCGCAUCCCCAUCCCCCAAGGCCUCAGCUUCAUCCCCCGCCGCCGCAGCCUCCCCCAAGGAAAGCAAAGCCACCCCAGCUGCCUCCCCUAGGGCAUCCUCCCCCAAGGCCUCAUCACCUGCUGCAGCCUCAACCCCCAAAGCUUCUUCCCCUGACGCCUCCGCCUCAACUCCUGAAGCCUCCACCCCCGCCGCCUCCGCUCCCACCACCUCUUCUCCCACUCCUUCCACCGCCAAUGCACCCGAGGCCGACCUCUCUUCUCCACCCGCUCCCGCCACCGAAUCUACCACCCCUGUCUCCGGACCCACCGCUGCCGACGCUUCUCCCGCUGAGGCUCCCACCCCCAGCGCCGCCGCUGCUUUGAAGGUCACUUCCGUCGUUGCUGCUGCCGCCGCCGGCGGUUUCUUCUUCUUCUUCUAAGCUGGGAAAUAUUUAUAAAUUGUUUUUAAAUUUUUUUUUAUUCAUACAAAAAAUGGAAUGUUUUCCAUUAAUUGUAUUUGAUUGAAUUCAAUAAAAUAACUGUGUUUCAAUAGCACAUGUAA